Molecule: messenger RNA, 3490 nt
Organism: Anopheles funestus (African malaria mosquito)
Lineage: Eukaryota; Metazoa; Arthropoda; Insecta; Diptera; Culicidae
Product: myoferlin-like
Exons: 13
Coding region: 180-3392 (1070 amino acids)
Biological process (GO): plasma membrane organization
Source: RefSeq, a predicted model, not a curated record
AGUCACGUUUGAACGCUUCCACCAGUAUCAACGAAGUGGCAGGAAUUCUGACAGAACUGGAAACAACUUUAAAUUGUUUAUCGAAGCUUUCACAUGAUGAACAAAACCAACAGCCAGACAUUUUGUUACGUUUUUCCCGUCCUGGACAUACAUCAGUGGAUGCUAUUGCACGAUUCAACAUGCUUCAUUACAUUCAUCAACCAAGCCCCUCAGGCCCGUUGGGUGUACAGUGCGGCAAGCGAUGCACAAUCCUCCCGAGAUCGAUUCAUUGCAAUCAUUCGUGUCCGGAUCGUUGCGGUUGCAUUUAUGCAAAACUGGACUAUGCGUUACAGAUAGCAACAGAACGGCAGGAACAGCUAACGCCGGAUGAAUUGCUGGAAGAUCCCACAAGGCAAGUGACUGAUGUAGGACAGCAGCAGCAGAUUAGCAAUCAAUUCGUAACGAAAUACAUGCACUGUAAGGUACACGUGUAUCAAGGACGGAUUUUUGCUGGAUUUCUUGACGCUGAACAGUGUAACGUUAAACUAACGGUUCUGUUUGAAAGCUACGAAAUGGCGCUAUCGACUAUUCCCAAUACACUGUCACCGUGCUGGAAUGAAACAGUGGAGUUUCAGAAUGUACCAUUUACCAUGUCAAGCGUAGCAAUGGACGAAUUAGGCCAGAAAUGUACCAUUUUGUUCAACUUUCAAUGGGAUGAAAACGAAAUGGUAAGGAACGCAAUCGGCUGGUUGGAAACAUCAGUAACAUUAUCGGAAGCAGAAGAAAUAGAUAUCAACGAUGAAACAAGCCGUAUCGAUAGAUCAGCUGCAUCAAAGAUCUGUCGGAAUAGACAGAGUGAAGAUUUACAAACACUUCAAAUUUCGCUACAAUGGAUUCCACUUUUUUACAAAGGAACAAGGAUAGCGGAAAUUUUAGUUUCAAGCAAUAUAGCAGAGAUUCCCUCUGCCCUAGAGAGAGACGUACAAACUGAAGUGGAACGAUUGCUUGUACAUGGUUUACCACCGGAAAUAGCUCCACGCUUGACCACAUAUAGAAUUCGUGUACGUUUUGUUGGUCUAAGGCAAAUGCAGAAACCUUCGAAGGGCAAAAUACAAAAAUCACGAAUUUUACUAACACUUGGAGAUGCGAGCAUUAUGAGCGGAGUUUCAAGAAUUGCUUACGGAAAUAGUGUUAAUUUCCCAGAAGCAUAUGAAAAUUGUUCUGUGCGUCUCCCAGUAAAUACUAACUAUUGGCCCUUGAUGACUAUCAAGCAUGUUGAUUUUACUGAUGAAAAGCGCCUGAAAACAAUAGGGAAUGCAAUCGUAAAUGCUUCAGAACUGCUUGUAGAAAGCUCUAUAAAACCUGAAUCUUUCAGUGAAAGCUCAACAAUUAUUGAUGUAGAUCAGGAAGAAAAUGUGACUCUACUUCCAACGGAUCUACUGAAUAGAAAUAUCAACUGGACCAACGUUCGUGACAUGAUAAAGAAACAGGUGGAAGGCUUGAACUUGACCAGUAAACCCACAACGGAACAAUGUUCCGAAAAUGUGGAACUCACAUGGUGGUCAAAGUUUUACAAUAAUCAACUUCCUCAAAAUGAUCAAAAAUAUUCUCUUAAGAUUUACGCUAAAGAGUUGGAAAGUUUAGCCGAGUUUGAGGGAUUCAAAGAUUGGAGCGGAAGUUAUAAUCUUCAAAAAAAGAAACAUCAGAAGACAAAAGCGUUUGCGACACAGAAGUAUGGUGCCGUUAAAUGUCAUAUUCAAAUCAGUUCGCUAGUGAAGUCUUCAACGCAACCGUUUGUGCCAAAAGAGACCAUACUGCCCACAAUGUCGAAUCCCGUGGAAAUAGUAGUUGUUGUAUACGUUGUGCAAGCCUUAAAUCUUUCAUCGCGUGAUCUUAUGUCCGAAUCGGACGCUUACAUUGUACUAUCGUACGGUAACCAGCGUGUACGGGAUCGAGCUUUUUAUAUCCCCAAUCAGGCAUCUCCUGUGUUUGGUAGACGAUUUGAAAUGCGUGGCAUUUUGCCUAGAGAUCAAAUGCUACAUCUUUCGGUAUAUGACAGAGACUUUGCUUCCUCGGAUGAUCUUAUUGGCAGUACGUCCAUCGAUAUUGAGGAUCGGUUUUGGAGCAAACAUUUGCCAUCGUUUGGAUUGCCGAGCAAGUUCACAACCAAAGGUUGCAACAAAUGGCGCCACCAGCUGAAAGCAUCCGAAAUGUUGAUACGGCUAUGCCAGCAGCAUGGGAUAGCGAAACCUCACAUAAAGGGUAACAGGAUCUCUAUUGGAGGUCAACCAUUUGAUGCUGACGUGCUGGACGCUAAUGAAUGUCAAACGGAGCAAUUGUGCCUGCUGGCGCUAAAUAAUUUCCAUCACGUUGCCAACGGGUUUUCCCUAACGCCCGAACACGUGGAAACGCGCUCAUUGUAUCAUCCCAAGCGCGGUGGCCUUGAACAGGGUAAGGUUCAACUCUGGAUCGAGCUGUACGAAUCUAAUCAACCGCAUCCGCUACCACUUGACAUUACACCUCAGCCACCGAAACCUUAUGAACUGCGGCUGAUCGUUUGGAAUACGGCCGACGUGAUGCUAAACGAGCGUAACAUUUUCGGUACGGAGAUGAGUGAUAUCUACGUGAAGUGCUGGCUGCAGGAGUUCACGGAAGCUCAGUACACGGACGUUCAUUAUCGGUCGCUAACCGGUGAAGGAAACUUUAACUGGCGCAUGGUAUUUCCUUUCCAUUACUCACCCGCCGAUGGGAUGCUAGUGCUGCGUCGCCGAAAAGCUUUCUACGAGCAAUUCGAUACCGAGCUCAAGUAUCCACCGUCGCUGACCGUACAGAUUUGGGAUAAUGAUUCAUUUUCGGCAGAUGAUUUUCUCGGCACGAUGGAUCUCAACCUUGCGCAGUUGCCUGUCCCGGCAAGUACGGCCGAUGCGUGUAAAUUUACCGAAAGCCUAUCAUUAACAGGAUACGGAAGCAGUGCAGGUGGUUCUUUGAAUCUGUUUGUUGAGCGUCGUGUUAGAGGAUGGUUCCCGGUACAUGGCAAACGCACGUCCAACAUUGAUGCAAGCGAUCGUCGACAACCUGCUGGUGGUGUAUCGCUGACGGGCAAAAUCGAACUGGAACUGGAGAUUCUUAGCGAAGAAGAUGCUGCGGAGAAUCCGGUUGGAGUUGGUCGAAAACCACCGCAGCAUCUUCCUGAGCCCCUUCGUCCGGAAGUAUCUUUCCACUGGUUACGGCAGCCGGCAAAAACAUUCAACAAGCUGUUGUGGCCCCGUAUACGAAAAUCGUUCAUCUGGAUCGGUACAGUGAUUUUGCUGUGUUUGCUCAUUUACGGAUUGGUGAUAAAUGUGCCAACGGUUUUCAUGGUUCGAUCGCUAGAACAGAGACGCUCAUCCGAAAGUAUGUCUUCCGAAGGAUAGCUGUCCGUGUUGUGUGAAUAUUUUGUAAUUUUUUCUCCUUAUUAAUUAUUAUUAGCAAUGUUUGUAUAUCGUAAAAUAAAACUAUUAUGUUUGCUUUA